Molecule: messenger RNA, 738 nt
Organism: Colletotrichum graminicola M1.001
Lineage: Eukaryota; Fungi; Ascomycota; Sordariomycetes; Glomerellales; Glomerellaceae
Product: ubiquinone biosynthesis protein COQ7
Exons: 2
Coding region: 1-738 (245 amino acids)
Biological process (GO): ubiquinone biosynthetic process
Cellular component (GO): mitochondrial inner membrane
Molecular function (GO): 3-demethoxyubiquinol 3-hydroxylase activity
Source: RefSeq, a predicted model, not a curated record
AUGGCAUCGACACGAUCAUUGUUGAGGCCUUGCAGCGGCAUCGCCAGGCUCGGUGCGCGCAACCCGCUUGCGCCGGUCAUUUGCAUUUCAUGUAGACAGUUUUCUACUUCACCCACCAAUCCGCAGGCCGAAGCAACAAGCGCAGCAGCGCCUCCUCGUCGCAAGCCCUUGACGAAGGAGCAGCGGGAUUUCCUUUCCUCUGCGUUACGUGUCAAUCAAGCCGGAGAACUGGCCGCGACCCGAAUCUACACAGCCCAGACCCCUCCGAUUGUGAACCGGCAUCCGCACCUGCGACCGCUGAUGGCACACAUGUAUGAGCAAGAGGAGGGUCACCUCAAAACAUUCAACUCGCUUGUUCACAAGCACCGUGUACGGCCCACUGCGCUCUACCCUGUCUGGCAGCUCUUGUCGACCGGUUUAGGCUGGAGCACGGCAGUUAUGGGAAGAGAGGCGGCAAUGGCUUGUACAGAGGCUGUCGAGACGGAAAUUGGCGAUCACUACAACAACCAGAUCCGGACUCUGCUCGAGAUGAUCAGCGAGUGGGAGGCUGAGGGCUACGAGGUUGGGCCGGAAUUCACCAAUCUGAUCAAGACGCUGCGGCGCAUUCGAGACGAAGAGCUAGAACACCUUGACCACGCUGUCGAGCAUGACGCCAAGAACGCAAAGCCGCACUGGCUGCUGACCGGCAUCAUCCGGGCAGGGUGCAGAGGCGCCAUCUGGGUGAGCGAAAAGAUAUAA